Diorhabda sublineata is the source of this 4605-nucleotide messenger RNA. Its product is annotated as chaoptin. Bases 302 to 4402 code for a protein of 1366 amino acids. NCBI's taxonomy places the organism in Eukaryota, Metazoa, Arthropoda, Insecta, Coleoptera, Chrysomelidae. Gene Ontology annotation, molecular function: protein binding. The transcript is spliced from 6 exons. The record is from RefSeq and is a predicted model, not a curated record.
CUUCACGAAGGUCGGUAGCGUCGAGACGGCUCGCGUCGGUUACAACUUUAAGCAGAAGACGUAAACGAGAGCUUGUGUUUUACCGCUAAUAGUGAAAGUUUCAAUUUGAUUGAAAAUUAUUUUACUGAACAAAGGAAGUUAAGUGAUUUGUGAAAAAUUUAAGUGAUACUUUUGAAAACUCUUCAUCGGAGAGAAACUUUCCAUUUCAUUGGGAAACUUAAAAAUUCGAAUUCAUUAUUAAAGAUCCGUCUUUAAGAUGACGGGAGGUUGACCCCAAGAUGGCGCCUUGGCACAGGUUUCAAUGAUGGCGCGAAAUGGCGCCAUUCUAAUCUUACUGGCUGUUUCGAUCAGCCUACAGACAUUUGCUGAUCAAACUAAAUGUCCGAGCCUAGCCGCAAAUCCUUCUUGUCAAUGCUUCAACUUUGAAAAUGGUAUUUUAUUGGAAUGUCCUGCUGCCACCGCCGACUCAGUCAAGUCUGUUUUGGAGAUUAUCGAAGGAUCCGUACAAAGUCUCAACAUAUAUGACCCGGAUAAAUCAAUAGUCAAGCUUCCAAAACAUUUCUUUCCCGACACAACCAUCAUUAAACACUUACAAAUAUCUCAAAGUAACAUACAAGAAUUACAUGAUGACUGCCUCUUGCCGCUCAAGCCUCACUUGGAAUCUUUUAGUCUGGUAUCUGGCCGACUUAAAGAGAUACCUCAGAAAGCUUUCAAAGGAUUGAAUAAGUUGAUAGCACUCGACUUGGAAGCUAAUUCCAUAGUUGAUCUACCUAGUUACAGUUUUUAUGGUUUACAUCUGAUAAAGUUGAACAUGAAAGGAAACCAAAUUCAGAAGGUAUCCGAAUACGCUUUCGCAGGACUCGAGGACACCCUAUCUGAAUUAGACAUGGCUGAAAACAAACUGAAGAGUUUUCCAAUUAAAUCUUUGAGACGACUAGAAAGAUUGCGACAUUUACGUCUAGCCUGGAAUGAAAUUAAUGCCAUUCAAGAUGAUUCCUACUCAAGACUCGGUUCCCUCCUUUACUUAGAUCUCAGCUUUAAUAAUUUCGAAAAACUAGAAGAUUAUUCGUUCAGAAUUUUUCCAGGAAUACGCACUUUAUCGUUAUAUUAUAACGUUAUAGAAACUGUACAUCAAGACUCAUUUUCAACGCUAACGGAUCUACAAUCGUUGGAUUUAAGUCACAACAAAAUAGUUUAUUUAGAUCAGUCAUGUUUUCAAAAUAAUAAAAAAUUACGAUCAGUGGACUUAAGUCAUAAUCACGUUCAUUAUAUAAGCGGUGUUUUCGCUUAUCUACCAGAGCUCAAGGAACUGUUUCUCUCAGAAAACAACAUAUUGGAGAUACCAGCAGAUGCUUUCACAGAUUCAUCAAACUUAUCCGUUAUUUAUUUACAACAGAAUGCAAUACGAAGAAUUGAUCCCGAAUCAUUAGUUACAUUAGUUAACCUAUCGCAAUUACAUUUAAGCUCGAAUUUCAUUCAACACGUACCCAACAACUUACUCCAACAUAACGUCAACUUAACAUCUCUCAGUUUAGACAGUAAUUGGUUAACACGUUUAGAACCAGGAACAUUUGAUAAAACCAUAAAUCUGAGAGAAAUUAGGCUCCAUAAUAAUAAAAUUCAAUCAAUUCUCCGAGGAGUAUUUGAUCCACUCCCCUCGUUACUAGAACUACACUUACAAAACAAUGAAAUAUCUUCGAUAGAUUGGGGUGCUUUUCGUACUUUGCAAAGUCUCCAGCAUGUAAAUUUACAAGGUAACGUGAUAGUGGAUCUCGGGGAUGUAUUUAUGCAUGAGUCUCCGUCCCUUGUAUCGAUUCAAUUAGAUUCAAAUAAUAUUUUAUCAUUGCACAACGAUACUUUGAGAGGACAGUCUAGUGUGCAGAUCAUGUGGUUAGGUCAUAACAGACUUAAGAAAAUAAGCAAAUCACUUUUUAAAGACCUACUUAUGAUUCAAAGAGUGUAUCUCACCAAUAACAGCAUUUCGUACAUAGAAGAGAGAUCAUUUGAACCCAUGCAAGCUUUGAAGUUCUUAGAGCUCAGUAUGAAUCAGUUGACUCAAAUAACACAAACGACAUUUUGUGAAUUAUUCGAAUUAGAAGAGCUUCAUCUCUCCAAAAAUAUGUUGAGGAGUAUAGAACCUCAAUCUUUCACCAAUCUGAAGAAACUGAGGAUACUGGAUCUUUCAUGUAACCCUCUUAUUGUUUUACACGAUAAUAUUUUUCAAGAAGGCUUACCAAUAAGGAAUUUGAAUCUCUACAAUUGUUCCAUACAAAGAAUCGAUUUGGGCGCGUUUAGAGGUCUGAAUAAUUUAAAUGAACUGAAUCUAGCUCUUAACGAACUGACCUCUAAAGAUUUGAGUGCGUUGGAUAUUCCGGGUUUGCGAGUACUAAAGCUAACCAACAAUGAUUUUAGUACUUUGCACGGGUUCUCCUUGAACGGUUUACCAUCCUUACAGACUCUUUAUUUAGAUCGAUGUAAGAUUUCGAGAGUGCCAGAUGAACUUUUUUCUAACAACAAGAACUUACUACAUAUUGAUUUGAAUUAUAAUCAUAUAAUGGAUUUAGGGUACAAAGUGUUUUUAAAUUUGAACGUACUAAAAGAGUUAAAAUUGUCUAGUAACAUAUUUAGUGAUAUACCUUAUACGGCCCUUUUGAACAUAUCUACGAUGGAAGUGUUAACAUUAGCAUAUAAUCAUUUAACCACUAUAGAGAUAUCUCGACUAAAUGGUUUGCCUAAUUUGCGAGAACUUGAUUUGAAAAGUAACUUCAUAACAUCAUUAUCGGGAUUUGCAUCGGCUAACUUAACUCAACUGUUUUCCUUGGACCUGAGUAACAACUCUCUGGUGGGAUUACCAGCUAACUUUUUCCAUCACUCUCCUUUACUAGGACGAAUUGAUAUAUCUUGUAAUAGAUUUAAGCAAAUCCCGAGUUCGGCGUUGUCAGGAACUACGCUACCAGGAUUGAAUUGGUUGAAUCUAACGGAGAAUCCCUUAAUAAGAAUUCAUGACAUAACAUCAACAAAUCGUUAUCCUUCUUUAGAAGAAAUACAUAUAAGUUCAACUAAUCUCAGUAUUAUAACAAGCAAAGAUUUUGAAUCUUUUCCGGCACUACUUCACAUCUUCUUGGGACAAAACAGGAUUUCAAGAAUUUCUCCAGGAGCUUUUGGAAAUUUACCGAAUCUAUUAACUCUUGAUUUGGGUGUGAAUGAAUUGGAAUUGUUACCUCAAGAAAGGUUACAAGGUUUGAAUCAUUUGAGAAUCCUCAAUCUAACCCAUAAUCGUUUGAAAGAACUGGAAGAAUUUCCAGCGAAUUUGAAGUCACUCCAAAUUCUGGACAUAUCUUUCAAUCAUUUGGGAAGGAUAAGCAAAAGUACUUUCCAACAUCUAGAAAAUUUAUCGGAAUUAUAUCUCUUCGGUAACUGGAUAUCGCUUGUUUCUAGUGAUGCUUUCAAACCUUUAAAGAAGUUAAGAACCCUCGAUUUGAGCCGAAAUUAUUUGGAGAAUAUUCCUUUGAAUGCGUUUCGUCCUUUAGAAACUCAAAUUAGAAGUCUUAGAACAGAAGAAAAUCCUUUAUCAUGUAGUUGCGACUCACAAGAACUUUGGGAAUGGUUACACGACCACCAAAAGUUAGUUGAGCACACGGAUACUCUUCAAUUACGUUGCGAACAUCCUCCAGAGCUCCGAGGGAGGAUAUUUCUUGAGCUCGAUCCGGAGCAAUUCUGCGAUCAGCCUAUGGUAGUGAAACUAGGAAUUCAAGAUAUUCAACCAUUCUCCGUACUAGUAUCUUGGCAAAGUAGAAAUCAUUCCGGAUUAAGUGGAUACCAAGUAGCAUAUUACGCAAUUGAUAGAUUAGAGGAUUUAGAGAUUCGAGGAAGAAAAUUGGAUCGCUUCUCACGAUCCAUGAAACUUUCGAAACUCUACCCAGAUACUAAAUAUCUAAUAUGCGUCUUGGCACUUGGAAACUGGGCACUUAACCUCAAAGAAUCUCCACAAGGUUUGAGACGUUCUAUCAACGAAUCCCAAGAUUUGGAAGUCUUCUCAGAUGGUAUGCGUCCAUUAUUAGUCGAUUCUCCUACGAGUAGAUGCGCGGAAGUAAAUACCCUCGGAGCACCAGAUAGUAUGCACGUAGGAAUGGGAAUUCUACCUGACCACUCCAUGGGUACCCAAUCUAUUUUAACACGUCGCCUCGGCCUUAUUAUUGGCUGUUGCAUGGGUUUUAUAGUAUUUAUAGGGUUAGUGACCGUCCUAGGAUAUCUUAAAAUUAAAAAACAGAGAAGGGCCGUCAAACGGGACCAACCUUUACCACCAGAAUACUUGUCGUAUAGACAUUUUUCAAUACAGAGUGGAGAAGCGGGUGGACAUCCGCAUUUUAUAACGAAUAUGAAUACUACUGUAUUGAACUAAAAUUGACGGUUGUACCGUCUAUACAAGGUGUAUCAAAUAUUAAAUCAAUUGAAUUAUUUUUUAAGGUUCAUUGGUGAGGCACAUGAGAAUGUACUAUAUAUCUUAAAUAAAAAAAUUAAUAUUUCAUUUAUAUAUUUCAAUAUUUUGAGCUGGGUUGAAUCAAUUUUUCGAAAUUAAAUAUUCUUUAUAUUAAACCAUUAUAA